AUGGAUGCUUCAUCUUUAACCAGUUCAAGUCUAAGCAUUUCAAAUUCAAAGGCAUUUCAUUGCGUUCCACGACAAAGACCAUGUCACGUGCACUUUGCAAUUUCAUGCAGAGUAAAGAAAAUGGAGGAACCAAGGAAUGGAUCAAAUUUCUACAAAAUGUUAUCUGUGAAUCCAAAGAGUGCAACAAUGGAAGAGAUAAAGAGAGCUUAUAGAUCAAUGGCACUUCAAUAUCAUCCUGACGUGUGUCAUGAUCCUUCCAUGAAAGAAGAAUCAACUAGAAUGUUUGUUCGGUUAAACGCGGCUUAUGAGACUUUGUCGAAUCCUAUGCUUCGUGAACAAUAUGAUAGUGAGUUGGGUUUGAGAAGUAGUAGGAUGAAUAAUGAUGUUGUUGGUGAAGAGAUUUGGAGAAGUAGGUGGCAAGAACAAGUGGUUGAGUUGAAGAAAAGGUCUUGUAGACGUAUGGCACAAAAAGGAAGGUCUUGGGGUAGCAGAAUGAGGACACAAAACAUGAAAGAUACGAACUAA
This is a messenger RNA of Lathyrus sativus (Indian pea), 525 nucleotides long. The record is from the annotation of a GenBank genome assembly. NCBI's taxonomy places the organism in Eukaryota, Viridiplantae, Streptophyta, Magnoliopsida, Fabales, Fabaceae.